Messenger RNA from Effrenium voratum, 447 nucleotides. NCBI's taxonomy places the organism in Eukaryota, Dinophyceae, Suessiales, Symbiodiniaceae. The record is from the annotation of a GenBank genome assembly.
AUGUCGUCCAGCCCACUGCCCGACGGCGUUAGCCUGCUGGCGCUCUCGAGGACGCUGACCACAGUGUGGCAUUCAGCAGACCCAGAUGCCUUUCUGGCACUGCGGUUGACUGCGGACACCUUUGCCACCAUCUGCGAGUCAAGUGAAGCCGGAUUGCUGCGCGCACAUGUGCCCUUACACUUACAUAGGCCGCAGCCGGCGCACAAGUCUUGGCGAGCGCAAGUUCUGAGCGUGCUUGGGCCCUCUUGGCGCAGUGCGCUGCUGUGCCUGGAGCAAAAGCUUCAAACUGCACUCGUGGACCUUGCUGAGUACCAGGACGUUCUGAGCCUCACGCCGCAGUUGAGCGAACUUUGGGAGGCUUACAUGGCCAUCAUCGAUGACCAUCUACUGUUGGCGCAAGGCUUGCUCAACGAGCCGGCUGCUUCAGGAUCCGCCCGGCCGACUUGA